AUAUUUUUAGAAAUUCUUGUAUUAUUAUUAUUAUUUUCUCGAUUCACCCAGAAUUCCUGCCUCUGCUUCGCUAGUCAUUAAUGUUGUUCUGGUUGUAAGCACAACAGGGAAAGAAACAAGGUACGAGGAGAAGUAAGUGAAUGGCGCAACAAGCAGUCCAGAAGAACACGGUGUACGUUGGAGGGCUUGCGGAGGAGGUGAACGAGUCCAUCCUCCAUGCCGCCUUCAUACCUUUUGGGGACAUCAAGGACGUCAAGACCCCGCUCGACCAGGCCACCCAGAAGCACCGCUCCUUCGGUUUUGUCACUUUCUUGGAGAAGGAUGACGCUGCGGCCGCCAUGGACAACAUGGACGGCGCUGAGCUCUACGGCCGCGUCCUCACCGUCAACUACGCCCUCCCCGAGAAAAUCAAGGGUGGCGAGCAGGGCUGGGCCGCCCACCCCAUUUGGGCCGAUGCGGACACAUGGUUUGAAAGGCAGCAGCAAGAAGAAGAAAUGCAGCGUAUUCAGGCAGAGAAUCGGGCUACAAUGCAGGCUGCAGAGGACUUGCAUCGAAAGAAAUUGGCCCAAGAGCGAGAAGGGGAAAAGGAAGAUGAAAUAGAGAUCAAAGAUGAUCCCAUGGCUAGGGCUGAAGCAGAGGUUUUGGAACAGAACAAUUAGUUCUCGGCUACCAAAGCCCGCAUUUGAGGAGGGAAAUGCUUAAAGUCCUACUUUUUUUUUUUUUUUUGUUUACAUCAUAUCUCUGUAAUCUGUCACAGCCUCGGUGUGGAACAUUGCGUCUGGAAUGAAUACUUCUAUUCGUGUA
Juglans microcarpa x Juglans regia is the source of this 804-nucleotide messenger RNA. RefSeq names its product peptidyl-prolyl cis-trans isomerase E. Gene Ontology annotation, molecular function: RNA binding. The record is from RefSeq and is a predicted model, not a curated record. Lineage: Eukaryota; Viridiplantae; Streptophyta; Magnoliopsida; Fagales; Juglandaceae. Bases 141 to 659 code for a protein of 172 amino acids. The transcript is spliced from 2 exons.